AUCAUGAAAUCCUAGUUAUUUUUAAAAUACAUCAUACAAAUACAUAACUAAUAACAUUAAAAUAUUUGUCAUCUGUGUCUCUCAAAUAUUAUCACAUUUAGAUACUCCCAGACUAUAAAGAACUAUUAUAAUCCCUGUAUAUCUUAUAUUAUAUUCUCCUAUUAUAUCCCAAUAUGUUCUUAUUUUGUCACAAUAUAGAAAACUCAAGCUCAGUUAAAUAACUUAACUUUGGUCUCAUAGCAGGUACGUAGCAUCACCACACUCCAAAUCCAAGCCAGGCUAAUCGCAAAGUCUGUGCUCCUACUUUACUGACAUCAAAAAGUGCUCAGCAGAGUAAAUUAAAAUCAGAACUUGAGAGAUCCUACUCUAACAGGGCCACAGACUUACCUCUUGGUGUGAUUGUGUGCAGGGGUAGGUGCGUGUGGUUGAGGAAAACUUACAAGGGAAUGACAGCACUAUGAGCUUUCUAAUUUUAAGUGUUUAUUUUCAAAAGUAUCAUAUCUACAAAGAAGUUGAAAAAGUAGCGCAGUGAACGCUCCCUACCCUGUGUUCAGGAAUGGUUACCAUUUACAUUUGUUUAAUUUUCACUGUGUGUGUGUGCGCGAGCACACGCAUGCACGCAUACACGCAUACACGCAUAUGUAUGUAGUUUGGUUGGAAUCAUUUGAAAAUAAGCUGCAGAUAUUAGAAUCAGUUCAUUCCUAAAUACUUUAGCAUGUGUUCACUAAGAACAAAGACAUUCUCCUACAUAAUUACAAUACCAUCACCAUAUCCAAGAAAGUAAUAAAUACGCUAAUAUUAUCUACUGUAACAGCCCAUUUUCAAAAUUUCAUGACUGCCCCCAUAUUGUCCCUUACAGCUGUUUUCUUUUUUCCAGGAUCUAAGAUCGCUUGUUGCACUUGGUUGUCAGUUCUUGAUCUCCUUUUAUCUAGAACAGUCCUUCUACCUCUUGUUUUUCAUUCAUUGUCAUUUUUGAAAAUUUCGGACCAGUUUUCAUGAGUCGUUGAUACAGGUUAAUUUGCCCUUUUUCUGCACAUUCUUUCAGAAUUACUUGAGAAAAAGUUACAUAGACUUCUCAGCAAACAGCAAAUAUCCUUAAAGUUCUGAAUAGAUUACAUGAUAUAAAAUCCUGACUAUGAUAUAUAUUUUAGCAGCCAAAUCAACUAUCAGUUGGCCAAGAGAAGUAGCCUUGAUCUGUGGUAGGUACACCCAAUAUCCCCCAAAUCCUCCAUCUGGACUUGAACAAAUCCAGAUUCAUUUGGAUUUCCUUAAGCUGAUUUAAAAUGAACAUAAUGCUGCUUUACCUUGUCUUCUGUCAUUUUAUCGGUUAGGAGUCCUCCUCUUAACUCCACGUCCUGUGAUGAGUGUGGCACAUGCAGCUGGCCAGCCGCUGCCUUUCUCCAGCUUUCUACUAGUUAUACAUUAGAGGAGGAGGAGCAAGGAAAGGAAGCGGAGUGGUCAUUUUUAUUAAAGUCCAAAUCUAAUCUUGGCAGAGGUUGACUAUUGAGGAGAAUCUAAUCAAUAAAUGCUUUGCCUUCGUGACUUGUAGCUUCAAUGCUUGUGCACCAGCAAAAGGAAAUGGGAGCAGGUCUCUCUGGCGCAAUCUCCUUUGUAAACUGGGCUUUGGCGAGCAAAGUUAGCCCAGAUAGCCACACGGACGUCAGCGCACAGCCAGCACCUGGCUUUCUGCACCAGUUUCAGCUGGUUCUGCACCCGUUUCGGCUGGGGAUGCGCGCUGCCCACUCGUCAGAGCGCCCACGAUCAGGAGAGGAUUUCUUAGCAAACCACUUUCCAAGCGACUUGACACUGCAAGGAGGAGUCUUGGGGCAACCCAACAGGAGACUUCUAGAAGAGGGAGGAGAGGAAACCAGCCCUCCCAGCUUGCUGCAUUCCUCUCACCGGGCAGGCUCAGCACCUUUGUACUCCUCGGGCCCCUGCCUAGAGCACUCUGCCCCAGAUUAGUAUGUGGCUGGCACCUCUACAAUCAGAUGACAGCGCAGACUCUCUAACCAGGCUUGUUCAGGUGGAUGCCACCUCCCUCUUCCAACUCAUUCUCGGUCCUAUUACUCUGCUUUUAUUUUUUCACAGCCCUUAUGCUUGAAAUUUUAUUUACUAGUAUUUUAUAAUUAAAACAAAAUAUUUCAUUAAUAAAAUAAUGAAUAAUAAAUGACAAUAUUAUGUAUUAGAUA
Molecule: messenger RNA, 2189 nt
Organism: Canis lupus familiaris (dog)
Lineage: Eukaryota; Metazoa; Chordata; Mammalia; Carnivora; Canidae
Exons: 4
Coding region: 1555-1962 (135 amino acids)
Source: RefSeq, a predicted model, not a curated record